Molecule: messenger RNA, 14164 nt
Organism: Pseudonaja textilis
Lineage: Eukaryota; Metazoa; Chordata; Lepidosauria; Squamata; Elapidae
Source: RefSeq, a predicted model, not a curated record
CCCCAGAUAGCAGAGCCCGUUCUGCUGCUUUGUGCAGAGGUGUGCUCAGCAAAACAAUCUGGAAAUGACAGGAAAUCACCCGUCAGUAUCCUGGAGGCCAGUCAACAGUGAGGAAGGACACCGGAUGAGUUGGACCAAGCCUUGUGGUUGGCUGUUGGUAGUGCUAAUUGCUCCCCUGGCAUGAGGUUAGACAGAUCUUAACCUUCGAGACCAAGAACCCCACGGAGCUGUCGGAGCGCCUGCGCGCCAUCUGUGGCAACCAGAGCAACGCCUACGCCCGCCUGCUGGAGUACCGCCUGAAUGCGCUGCGGGGCCUCUGGAACGCCCAGCGCCAGCUGGCCCUGGAGGAGCAGCACGAGCGGGAGAGCUCGGGCGAUGAGGAGGCGCUGGCCCUGCUUAAGCGGCAGGGCCUCCUGCAGCAGUCGGAGCAGGCGCCCUUCACCUCCCGCAUGGGCCUGCUCCUGGUCUUCCCGCUGAUCGAGUCCCAGAGCAGGACCGACCCUUCCUUGGGCAACGUCACCGCCGAGGUGCUCCUCUCCUGCCUCCGGGACUGCCAGCCCCUGAGCCUGACCAAGGAGCCCGCCGACUGCCUGAACGGCAUCGAGGCUCUGCUCUGCUCCUGGCUGGAGGAGGCCUCGCCCUGCGGCCAGCAGAUCCCCCACCGGCAGAAGGAGAACGCCGCCGCUGCCCUGGUGGCCUUGGCCUGUGCCAGGGGCUCCCUCAAAACCUUUGUUCACACCGUCCAUCUCCUGCAAAAACAGACCGAUUUAGGAUCCCUGCCUGUGGCUGAUGUGUUGUACAGGCUGCUGCUUUUAGAAGGCGGACCUGGAUCCCCCUCCUGCUUGCUAGGGGGCAAACACCUGGUGUCCUGGGGUUUUGAGGACAUGCUGCCAGCACCUGAUGCUAACCCUGGCUCUGGCUCAGAAAACAAAGAUGCAGACUUAGGCCGCUGCCUGGCAGUGGAUGGACUUUAUCUUUACACCACCAACUCCGUUGGCCGGGGAAUCAGCAAAUUAGGCUCUGGAUUACACGGUACUUUACGAGGCUUUGUCUACUCCCGCAACGAGGAACUGGAAUCCGGCUGGGUGGCCUUCGGCAACGGCCGGCUGCUCCACAGGCCGGUCUCCUUUGACAGCAAACCUCACUCCCUUUUCCAGGUCAUCGAUCCGAACACCCUUCAGGUGUGCCAGCUUCUCCCAAUGCCCCCCGAUCACUUUCCCAUAGGCAGCACCAUGACCACGGUCCACCUCUCUUCGGACGGGACCUACUUCUACUGGAUCUGGUCUCCUGCAAGCUUGAAUGAAAAAACCCCCAAGGGCCACUCGGUCUUCAUGGACAUCUUUGAAGUCAAGGGGGACAACGGCCUCUGCGUCGCCAGGCCCCUCCAGGAGCGCCUCAUCCUGAUGAGGAAAGAGGGGGACUCGGCCAAGAGCAUCAACGAGAUGCUGCUCAGCAGACUGUCCAGGUACAGAGCCUCCCCUUCGGCCACCCUGGCCGCGCUGACGGGCUCCACCAUCUCCAACACCCUGAAAGAGGACCAGGCAGCUGCUAACACUAGUUGUGGUCUGCCUCUCAAAAUGCUACGGAAGACCCCGAUCUACACCUGUGGGACCUACCUGGUGAUGCUAAUCCCGCCUCCGGGAGGUUCCGGCAGUUCUGCCACCCGGUCUCUCUUCGGGGGAAGCAGCGGUUUGUCAUCCUUGAAAAUCCUAGCUUCCAGCCUGGUGUACAAUCUGUCAGAUGGGCAGUUUGCAAGCCGAGCGGACCUCAUCGAUGCUGCUGGGAGCUCCCUUGGACGCGGGGCCCUUGUCCCUGGCCUAGGCGCCUGCUACGACGCCAUGAACAACAUGAUCUGGACCUGCUCCAACGACUACAUUGACCAGUGGUGCAACCCUGGGAACCAAGCCUUCCACUACAUCUGCCAGAGGCUGGGAGUCAGCCACGUCAUCUUGGAGCCGCAAGGAGACGCCAUCGCCACCAACGAGGUUAUCAAUCAGCUCCUGCACCACGUGGGCGCCAUGUGCAUCCAUCAGCUCAACCUGCUGGCGGCCAGUAACAACAUGCCGAUCACGAAUUUCCUGGCUAAGCAACACCCGAUCGAAGCCCAUCACCUCAGCAGCAUUUGCGACAUCAUGGAGAAAGCCAUGGUCAACGGCGACACCUGCAUCAUACGCUGCAUCCUGGUGGUCUUUCAGGUGGUUUUUAAAUUUUUCUUCAGCCCCCAAACAGAGAAGAAUCGGGAGAUCGUCAGGCGAUCCGGCCUUUUGCUUUGGCAGCUUCUCAUGGCCCCAGUCGACCAGAUCAGCCCUGAAAUUCAGAAGGAGGUCUGCUUGGCCAUUAGUUCUGGUCUGAGCAUCCUGUACCCCGGAGAAACAGAAAUUAACAAUCUACUGAAACUGGUCUUAACCGAAGGAGACAGGAACAGCGGCCUGGCCCAGCUUCGAGAUGUGAUCCUGACCAACAUGGCUGAACAGCUCCAGAACAACCGAUUUGGAAGUGAAGACGACGAGCACUGCAGGCUGAACGACGAACUUUUGCACUACAUUCUCAAGAUCGUGGUCCGAGAAUCUUGUGUCUUAAUCACCAAGUGCCAAAUCGUCUCUCGAGAUGAAUUCCAGAGGCUUCUCUCCACUGUGCCUGCCGCCUCUGCCUGCCUGCGGUACCUGAUGGCUGUACAGAACCACCUUCUGAGUAAUACCGUUUUGAUUAAGCCUGACGAAAGCGAUGACAGUGACAGCUCCUUGCAGGGAGAGACCUUGAAGGUACAGGAGCUCAAGACCAGCAUCUUGGCUCUGGCCAUGCAGAUCCUCACGGGGUGCGAUGAAGUCCUGGAGAAGCUGCAGCAGGUCACCACCGCCCUGAUCAACAGCGACAUCCCGGACAGGGAGCAGAGGUUGAAGGGCCUGGAGCAGGUGACCAAAGCCACCAUCCUGGGCCACCUGCUUCCAGUGCUGCUGACCUCCCUGAUGCAUCCAAAUCUCCAGACCCUGAUGGUGGCCGAUCCGCUCAUGCCUCAGCUGGUGCAGCUGGUCCUCUACACCAGCCAGACGGCCUUGUUGCUGAAAACGCAGUCUCCGGUUUUCUCGGACGCCAGCGGUUCUCCUGCAGGGGCCUCUGAACCGAGGAGCAAGCUCUUCCCCGACGAGAGAAUGCUGGAAGAGAAAGAAGAGCCGGGGUUCCUCACCGGCUUGAAAAUCCCGGCUCCUUGGGCUGCUGGCAAGACGGUGGAGACCGUUCACCCCGUCAGGGAUAACUACAAGUUUAAGGAGACGGUGCACAUCCCAGGAGCCCGUUGCUUGUACCUGAGGUUCGACAGCCGAUGCUCCUCCCAGUACGAUUACGAUAAGCUGGUGAUCUACGCCGGGCCCAACACGAACAGCCGGAAGGUUGCCGAAUACGGGGGCAACAUCUUAGGAUACGGCAGCCGGAGCGUCUUGGGGACCGGGUGGCCGAAAGAUUUAGUAAAGGUGGAAGGGGACACCGUCACCUUCUCCUUCGAAAUGCGGAGUGGCCGAGAACACAACACCCCCGAUAAAGCCAUGUGGGGCUUUGCCUGCACGGUCCGGGCGCAGGAAUCCUCGGAAGACGUCUCGGGUGGGUUGCCCUUCCUGGUGGACCUGGCCUUGGGCUUGUCCGUCCUGGCCUGCUCCAUGCUGAGGAUCCUGUACAACGGGCCAGAGAUCACCAAGGACGAGGAAACGUGUCAAGAGCUGCUGCGGUCCAAACUCUUGCAGAGGUGCCAGUGGCAAGUGGAAGCCAACGGGGUGAUCUCCCCAGCCCUCACGCCCAGCCCUUCCCCGCUGCCUCUCACCAUUGAGGAAGACCAGGAGUUCACGUACCCAUCAGACGUCCUUGUCCCGCCUGUGGGUCACUAUUUCGACCUGCCCCGAAUCCGACUCCCGCCCGGAAUCAUGAUCAAGCUCAGGGAAAUAUCUGGCCGUGCCCGACCUCAGUUUCGGCCCAGCAUCAGAGAGGUGAUCCAGCCGGACGUGAUGGAGGAAAUGGUGGUUUCGUGCGUGAUCAAGCACUUGAACCUCGUCGACGCGCUCCAGUCUCUCAUCAACUUCCAGUAUCAGGAGGAGCACGCCGAGGAAUACGACCUGCUCUGCAAAAUCAUGGGAGAAACCUUCAAGAAACUGAAUGCCAUGGAAAGACAACUGCAGAGUGUGGCUGAACUGGAGCAGAAAUGGCAGAGCGAGGUGGAAGACGCCACGCACGGGAAGCUGGAAAAUAACGUGCCCUUCUUCUACGAUUAUCACUUCAAUGAGAGCAAAAUGAAAGAGUUGGAGCUUCUGUGCUCGAUGAAGGAGAUUUCUUUUGACGGAGGAGAUCUCGAGAACAUGGUCCUUUCGCUGAGGGAGAAAUUCUUCCAGGAGGUGAACUCGGGGAUCCAGAAGCCUUCGCAUCCCAUGGCGAAGACCAAAAUCCUGGUCAAGAGCCUGAUGAACCGAGCAGAGCUGCUCCUGCACGUCACCAUCGCUGCCCAGUCGGGCCUCACCCGGAGCAUCUCCGGCACCCCGGCAGAGACGCCAGCGUGCAAGUCAGCCUCGGAAACCAAGGUCAUCUCCCACGCGGUUCGCCAGCCAGUCUUCCUCCGCAGCAUGUCGGCACCCUCGGAUCUGGAGAUGAUCGCAAACGAAGACCUGGAGUUCACCCGGUCCAGCCAGAGGCGGCGCCACGUUCCCAGCCACAGGAGCAGCUCCUUCACCCUCCUGCAGUCGCUGGCCAUCGAUGACAGCCGGGACAAGCCCACCUACAGCGUCCUGCUAGGACAGCUCUUUGCCUUCAUCGGAACCAAUCCUGAGCAAGCGGUGUCCAGCAGCAGCUUCCUGUUGGCCGCUCAGACGCGAUGGCGGCGUGGAAACACCCGGAAGCAGGCCCUGGUGCACAUGAGGGAGCUGCUGACGGCUGCGGUCCGUGUGGGCGGAGUGACGCACCUGGUGGGCCCAGUCACGAUGGUGCUCCAGGGAGGCCCACGAAUCGAAGAGCUCACCUGCGGAGGGAUGGUGGAGCAGGUGCAGGAGGCCUUUGGGGAGACCAUGACGUCGGUGGUGGCCCUGUGCGCGCGCUACCCCAUCGCCUGCGCCAACAGCAUCGGCCUGCUGUGCACCAUUCCCUACACCAGGAGCGAAGAGAAGUGCCUGGUGAGGAGCGGCCUGGUGCAGCUGAUGGACCGCCUGUGCAGCCUAAGCAGCCAGACUGAGUCCAGCUCCAGCGAGAAGCAGACCAAGAAGCAGAAGGUAGCCAUCAUGGCUUGGGCCGCUUUCCAGGUGCUGGCCAAUCGUUGCGUCGAGUGGGAGAAGGAGGAAGGGGGAUCCACCGAGGCCGUGCAUUCGGGCCUCGCUCGCCAGGUCUCCAGCCUCCUCACCAAUCACCUGGCCCGAGCCACCGAGUGCUGUGGCAACCAGGCAGCCGGCAACGAUGCCUUGCAAGACGUCCUCAGCCUCCUGAAUGACCUUUCCAGGAGCCACAUUGGCAAAGCCAUCCUCAGCCAGCCGGCCUGCGUCUCCAAACUCCUCUCUCUGCUUCUGGACCAGCGCCCCUCCCCCAAGCUGGUGCUCAUCAUCCUUCAGCUCUGCCGGGCCGCCCUUCCCCUCAUGAGCGUGGAGGACUGUGGGAACGUGGAGCUGCCCCCCUGGAGCUACUCCGUGCCCUCCCUGAACAGCGAGCAAGACGACCCCGGCGACCCGGCUUCCAAGAUCGCCUCCCUGCUCUUGGCCAAGCUGGCGGAUUACGUCGUCCCAGGAUGCCAGACGGUUCUCUCCCCCACCGCUUCGGAGCCAGACAUGUCCCUGGCGAAGGCGAACCCCAAAAGCUCCCUCAAAGGGGACAAAGACCCAGGAGAAGAGAGCGAGGCCGUGGACGGCAAGCUCUCCAUCUUCAUUCACAAGCGGGAAGACCAGUCGUCUCACGAGGUUCUCCAGCCGCUCCUGAGUAGCUCCGAAGGCCGCCCCUUCCGCCUGGGAACAGGGGCCAACAUGGAGAAGGUGGUCAAGAUGGACCGAGACAUGACCAAAAGCGGCUGCUGCGAGGUGAUCACAGAGGAGGCGGCGGCGGCUUUGCGGAAGGCCACCAAGUGGGCCCAAUCUGGGCUGAUUGUGAGCGUGGGCCCCCCGGUGGAGACGGCCAGUCCCGAAAGCACCAGCGGCCUCUCCACGGGGGACAAGAAGAAGACGGCUCAGACCUCCACCUGCAGGGAGCGGAACUCGGAGCUGGCCAGGACUGACCCCGUGCGGCCCUUCAUCAGCGGGCACGUGGCCAACAGCAUGGCGGCGGAGGUGAUCGCUCUGCUUCACAGCUUGCUCAUGGCGCCCGAGUCGAACGCCGCUCAGAUAUGGACCACCACCGCCGAGAAAGUCUUGUCUCGUGCUCUGAUGUACAUCCCCCAGCUGGGGAAAUACGCCGAGAGCAUCUUGGAGAACGGCAGCAGCAACGGAAGGAAGCUGGCCAAGCUGCAGAGGAUCGCUCGCCAAGCGGUGGCUGCCCUGUGUGCCCUGGGCGGCUUCAAGGAGACCAUCAAAAUCGGCUCCGAAGUUCAGGUGUUGGGCAGAGGAAUUGCCAGAAGCGUGGGAGUGGUGGCCUCCAUUAAUGAACAGGAAGGGAUAGCCACGGUCAAAUUCCCACCGGUCAACAUAGACUGCAGGAAGGCCUCCCAGGCCUCAGACAUUUUAACCGUUCCAUUAUCGAGGCUCUGCAUUCCGCGGUCAGAGGCCUUGCCUCUGCAGAAGCUGUCCAUCACCGAGAAGGUCGUGCAAGCCGUCCAGUCCAUGUUGCUUCCGCAGGAGGGCAGCCUGUCUAUCCACACCUCGCUUCCUGCCACGGGAGACGGCUCGACUCCGGUCAUGGCCGUGGUCCGUCUGCUGGCUGAAAUCCGAACCAGAGCAUGCCUGGUGAUGGCGCAGCUCUUGGAGGACACCUCCUUCUGUGAAGAAUUCAUCCAGCAGUGUCCAGCUGCGGUGGAAGUCCUCAACCUCGUAGCCCAGGAGUGCAGCCCCGGGGAGCGGCUCCUUGUUGUCGAAGCGCAGUGCGAAAGGUUACGGAUGCUCUACCGCGAUAGCGCUCGGCCACCCCCGCCUCCCCUCCAGGCAGACCGAAGACAGCCUAAAGAAAUCACCUGGAGCCCCUCAAGGGUCUUCCCACCUGUGCGAGCCUGCAUGUUCUCCUCCCAUCUCACCGCGGUGACCUUCCUGGCGGACCCCAGCGCUGGGGGAGGGCUUCCUCGGGGCACCUUCAUUUAUGCCACCUCGGCAGUUCCUGUGCAGGCGCCCUCUUUCUACUGGGAGAUCGAAGUCGUGUCCUACGGAGACGCAGAUGACGACACGGGCCCCAUUGUCUCCUUCGGCUUUGCCACGGAAGCUGAGAAGCGGGAUGGAGCGUGGACCAACCCCGUGGGCACUUGCCUCUUCCACAACAACGGGCGAGCUGUCCAUUACAACGGUUCCAGUUUGCUGCAGUGGAAGAGCGUGCGCCUGGAUGUGGCUCUCUCCCCCGGUGAUGUGGCAGGCAUCGGCUGGGAGCGGACGGAAGGGACCCCUCCUCCUCCAGGGCAGCCGGCCAAAGGCAGGGUCUACUUCACCUACUGCGGACAGCGGCUGGGGCCGUAUUUGGAAGACGUGUCGGGAGGAAUGUGGCCAGUGGUCCAUAUCCAGAAGAAGAACACCAAAGUCCGGGCCAAUUUUGGGUCUCAUCAGUUUGCCUACGUGGAGGGACAAGCCCACCGGAACGCCGCCGACCUCUGCAUCGAUCUGGCAGAAGAGAUCAGCGCCAACUUCGAAGUGCUGCCUUUCGCCAUGGCCUCCGACAGCGACAACGACGCCGGCACCAGUAGCGCUUCCGAUCCUGGGCCGCACGGGCCUCCUUGCAGGAUCGCAGCCGUGGCCACCGCUCAGCAACAGUACGACAGCGACUCCUCUUGCCAUUACAAAACGGAGCGCAGCUACGAGAACUUCACCGUCUCUGGACCGGACCUUCACCCUCCGCCCAUUGCGGAUGACGAGAGCGACGAUGACGACGACGACGACGUCCCGCGGGAGGACCACUACGCCCUGCUGGUGAAGGCCUGGGAGACCAAGGUCUUCCCCACAAUCAGGAGGCGCUUCCGCAAUGAAGCAGAGCGGAAAUCCGGCUUGGACCAGAUUAAGGGAGCCCUGCAGUUAGGGAUGGUCGACAUAGCGCGGCAGACGGUGGAGUUCCUCUACGAGGAAAACGGGGGCAUCCCUCGCGAUCUCUAUCUCCCCACCAUCGAGGACAUCAAAGACGAGGCCAACAAGUUCACCAUCGACAAAGUCCGGAAAGGUCUGACGGUCGUGACCCGCUACCCGGAGAGCAACAACGUGGCCACCAAUGCCGUGGCAACCGCCCUGCCCAAGUUUGCCAUCCGUGGGAUGUUGAAGACCUUUGGACUGCACGGGGUGGUCCUGGACGUUGAUUCGGUGAACGAACUGGUGCAGGUGGAGACCUACCUGCGGAGCGAGGGGGUCCUGGUCAGGUACUGGUACCCGAUCGACAUGCUGGAGCGACCCCCGGCUGGCUACAGGAGGACGGCCACCAACGGGCUGGUUUCUUUGGACAACUCCAACAUCCAGAUCCACAGGGAACUCCUCCGUUGCGAAGCCGUGCUGGCCUGCCUCUACUGCCGGAUGGCCCUGCUCAACAUCUUCACCCCCAAAACGCCCCACCUGUUCACUCAGCUCUUCAGCGUGCGGGAUAUCACCCUGGAGCACCUGCAGCUGCUCUCCAACCAGCUCCUGGCACCGCCCCUUCCAGACGGCACCAUCAGCUCCACGUCCAUCCUCCUGGCCCAGUCCCUCCAGCACUCCAUCCACUCCCAGAACUGCUCGGCCACCGAGCUCUUCUACCAGGGCAACGCCCAGACGGUCCAGGAGUGGCUCACCAUCGCCAUCGCUCGCACCCUGCACCAGGGGGAGGAGAGCCUGCUUGACCUGACCAGGCAGCUCUGCUGCUUCCUGCAGAAUGCCCCUGAGCAGUUCCCCUCGGAGGAGUUCCCCAUUUCUGAGUCCAAAGUCAACAUGGACGUCCAUUUCCCUGGGGCUGCGUUUGUCAUCGUCUCCUGCAAGGAGGGCCAGGCUGGAUUCCGCAAAGACUCGUCCCUCUACAAGGCCCCCUGGGCCCGGGUCUUGCUCUACGGCCUGGGCCACAAGGUCAAGAAGAACGGCCAGCUGAACCUCAUCGAGGCCGUGUGCUACCCUCGGGACGCUUCUCCCACCAACACGGGCCUGACCCCUCCGCCCACCACCAACCAGUAUCCUUCGGUCAUCAUCUCCACAGACAAGGUCCACAUCAAACUGGGCGUGUCCCCACCUCCUGGUGCCGUGCUGGUCCUGCACUCCCUCCCACUGGAGUUCCCGCUGGCCGUGGCGUUCGCAGAGCAGCUACUGGCCUGGAAGCAGGAGGACGGCGAGGGGAGGUCUGAAGACGAGCAGGACGCCAUCCCUGCCUCGGUGUUCCUGCAAGUAGUGGAAAUCCUAGGGAACUUCCUGUGGACCACCAGCAUGGCCCCCUGCGUGAAGGAGCUGCUGUUCCACCUCCUGGCCGAACUGCUGCGCAAGGUCCACAGCCUGGAGCAGCGGAAGAGCCCGGCGGGCCUCUCCUCCUCCAUCGCCCUGCAGCUCAACCCCUGCCUGGCCAUGCUGAUGGCGCUGCAGUCGGAGCUGCACAAGCUCUACGACGAGGAGACCCAGAGCUGGGUGUCUGGGAACGCCGGGGCUGGGGCCGGGGUGGGGGGUGCCGACCAAGGCAGGUUCUCCACCUACUUCCACGCGCUGAUGGAGGCCUGCCUGGCGGUGGCCGAAGUGACCCUGCCGGUCAACAUGGGCAUCACCACCAACGUCAUGUCUUCCACCAGCGGCCCGAACCUGAGCGAUUCCUCCUCCUCCUCCUCCUCCUCCCCCGGGCAGACCCCCCAGAGCCCCAGCCUCCUCUCCAAGAGGAAGAAAGUGAAGAUGAAACGGGAGAAGGCGGCCCCUUCGGGGAAGCGAUCCUCCUCCCGCGCAGCCGACACGGACCCGGCCCUGCUGGGCAUGGCGGGGAGCAAGCCAGAGGACAUGCUGUGGUUCCACCGGGCCCUCACCCUGCUCAUCAUCCUCCGGCACCUCACCAGGAAGGACCCCCAGGGCUUGGGGGUGACCAAUGACGCGGUGGCGGAUGCCUGCCAGGCCCUGGUCGGGGCGACGGCUCACAGCCGCCUGCUGGUGAUCUCCGGGAUCCCCACCCACCUGGAGGAUGGGGUGGUGCGUAGCGCCAUCCGCAAGGCCUGCAACGCCCACGGCGGCGUCUUCCGGGAUGAGAUCUACAUCCCGGUGCAGGAGGAGCUGCCCAGGAAGGCCAAGGACAAAGCGGAGGGCGGGGAGUGCCGGACCGAGCUGGAGAAGCCGGUGGUGUCCAGCAGCGUGGACAGCUUGGACGUCAGCAGCUCCAGCAGCGUCACGCCGGCCAUGAGCGUCAGCGCUUCCGCCUCGACCAGCCAGGCCUCGCUCUGCAGCUCGCAGGGCAUCUCCCGGACGGUCAGCGACAUUUCCGUGGACCAGUUCCAGGCCGGCCUGGAGGUGGCCGUCCCGCCCAGCCUGCUGGAGCCGCACGGGGUCUCCAGCCAGGAGAGCUUGGACCUGUCGCUCUGCAGCACCGGCAGCCUGGGCAGCCUGGGCAGCUUCGGGGAGCAGCUGGACAACGGGGAGACGGCCUCAGCCUCUGACGUGGGCUCCCUCUACACCGUCACCUCGCUCGGCAGCCAGACCGUCCCGUCCAGGCCCAUCAAGGGCUUCGCUGUGGUGGAGAUCAGAUCCCGGGCCAAGAUCGAGAAGAUCCGGGCCAGCUUGUUUAACAGCAGCGACCUGAUUGGCCUGUCCGCUCUGGACGGGGAAGAUGAGCUGAUGGAGAUGUCCUCAGAGGAGAUUCUGACCGUCUCGACCGUGAAUCAGAGCUUGUUUGAUACCCAAGGGAGCCCCGCACUGGAAGACUACUUCAGUGACAAAACCAUCAAAGGGGACAAGCUGGUGCCGGGUGCCCGCGAAGUCCUGACGGACAUCUUUAAAAGCUGCCUCCAUUCCGAGCAAAUGCUGAGCCUGUUGCCGGCCAAGCCCACCAAAGUGAUGGAGAUUUACCUGAGCAAAGAGCAGAUCAACGCCCAGGCGCCCGGCAACCUCUUGCACACCUUCUUCACCCACGUCCGUCCCCCCAAGAAGGCCCUGGAGGAUCAGCUGACCCAGAUCCUCAGAAAAUACGGGGUCGCCAGGCCGAAGUUUGACAAGAGCAAAUACAGCAAGGGGGGCAAGGAACAGCACCCCGUGAAGGUCGUGAGCACCAAGCGGCCAGUCACCAAACCGCCAGCCAAGGAGAAGGCCGUGCUGAACAGCGUCAGCAGGACAGCCCUGAGCGAGAAGAAGCCAACGGUGAAGGCCCGGUCUCCAGAGAAGGGAAAACCGGAGGAGAAGGACCCCGACAAAUCCCCCACCAAGAAGCAGGAGGCUCCCGAAGAGAAGUAUUUGACCCUGGAGGGAUUUCACAGGUUUGUCAUUGACCGAGCAAAGCAGGACAUCCGUAGCGUCUGGCGAGCCAUCCUGUCCUGCGGUUACGACCUCCAUUUUGAAAGGUGCGCCUGCCUCGACGCCAGGCACGCCCAGAAAGCCUGCCGCAAGUGGUCCUUGGAGAUGGACGUGGCCCUUGUCCGGUACAUCAACCGGCUCUGCCGCCACCUGGCCAUCACCCCUGCACGGCUGCACCCCCACGAAGUGUACCUGGACUCUGCCGAUGCAGCUGACCCCCAGGUCUCCUGCCUCUUGAGCGUCCCCAUCGAAAGCCUCCGCCUGCGGUUCGCCUUGCUGCAGUCCCUCAACACCACCCUGGAGACCUUCUUCCUUCCGCUGGUGGAGCUCCGGCAGACCAGGGUGUACCCCAACAGCAUCGCCGCCCUUCUGCAAGAGGCCAAAGGACUGAUUUUUUACGACACGAAAGUGACGGUCUUGAACCGCGUGCUCAAUGCCACAGUGCAGAGAACAGCUGAUCACGCAGCCCCCGAGAUCACCUUGGACCCCCUCGAAAUAGUGGGAGGAGAGAUUCGUUCGUCAGAAAAUUCCUAUUUCUGCCAGGCUGCCCGGCAACUGGCUUGUGUCCCGUCAUCGCAGCUCUGUGUCAAGUUGGCCAGUGGAGGAGACCCCACUUACGCCUUUAACAUCCGCUUCACUGGCGAGGAGGUUCACGGCACAAGUGGAUCUUUCCGUCACUUUCUUUGGCAGGUUUGUAAGGAGCUCCAGAGCACGUUGCUGUCCCUCCUUUUGCUGUGUCCAAGCUCGUCGGUCAACAAGAACAAGGGCAAAUACAUCUUGACCCCCAGCCCCAUCAGCUAUGGGGAGGAACAGCUGCUGCACUUCUUUGGGCAACUCCUGGGCAUCGCCAUCCGGGCUGACGUCCCUCUGCCUUUGGAUCUCCUGCCCUCCUUCUGGAAGAUCUUGGUAGGAGAACCACUGGAGCCAGACGUGGACCUCCAGGAGGCUGACGUGCUGACCUACAAUUACGUCAAAAAGUUUGAAAACCUGAACGACGAAACCGAGCUGGAGGCCCUGUGUGCGGAGAUCGCCUCCCAGCACCUGGCCAUGGAGAGCCCCGACAGCCCCAACAAGCCCAGCUGCAAGUUCACCUACGUGACCAUGACCGGCGAAGAGGUGGAGCUCUGCGCCCGAGGCAGGCACAUCCCCGUCGUGUGGGAGAACAAGGACGUCUACGCGGCGGCCAUUCGCAACCUGAGGUUGCACGAGCUGCAGACCGCUGAGUGUGUGAUGGCCGUGAGAGCCGGCCUGGCCUCCAUCAUCCCGCUGCAGAUUCUUACCUUGCUGACCCCCUUGGAGAUGGAACUGAGGACUUGUGGGCUCCCCUACAUCAACCUGGAGUUCCUCAAGGCUCACACAAUGUACCAGGUGGGGCUGAUGGAGACCGACCAGCACAUUGAGUUCUUCUGGGGGGCCCUGGAGAUGUUCACCCAGGAGGAGCUGUGCAAAUUCAUCAAGUUCGCCUGCAACCAGGAGCGCAUCCCCUUCACCUGUCCCUGCAAGGAUGGGGGCCCAGACACGGCCCACGUGCCGCCCUACCCCAUGAAAAUUGCGCCCCCGGAUGGCACUGCAGGCUCCCCGGAUUCCCGGUACAUCCGCGUGGAGACCUGCAUGUUCAUGAUCAAACUCCCUCAGUAUUCCUCGUUGGAGAUCAUGCUGGAGAAGCUCCGGUACGCCAUCCACUAUCGCGAGGACCCUCUCAGCGGCUGACCUGCUCCCCUCCGAGGGAGGGCCCUUCAGAGGACGCACCGGAGAAGCCGAGCCACGACCAGGCGAGAGCGGAAGGUGACCUUGCUCCUUGCCUUCCUUCUUGCGAUGGCCUUCGUGGAAGACUUCCGCUUCCUCUCCGUAGACUUCUCGGGUGGUGGGACUCGGUGGCGGCUGCCGCUGCUGCUGCUGCUGCCUUAUGGAAAACUUAGUCCGGGGACCGAGGUUUAGCAAUCCCGGGGGAUCCCCCCCCCCCAUUUCGUCCUCAUCGGAAAGGAGCUCGUGGCCAAAGGGAGAUUCGGGGAUCGACCGUGCCAGGGGAAGAUCUUCCAUCACCAUUUCUGAGUGCGUCGGUGAAGCAACCACAACUUGUUUUGAGGGAUGGAGUCAUAAUGUAACCCAACCAGACAAGCAGCAGCGUUUCCUCACUUUUUGCCAGGGUGGGUCGGAACUUGUUUGGGGCCACUUCACACAUUCCAUGGUGGGGUGACAAGCAGCCAAUUGCCAUGGUCGAAAGAAAGGGGGGGGAGGGGUGUUGGUCUUAUGGCUAGAGUGACCGCCCACUUGAUGGGCUCCGGUCCAGUUCGCCCCGAAGGUUCCACCUUGCGCUCAGAAAUGGUCCUCCCGAGAUUCCCUUCGGCAUGUGGGAGGAUCCCGGGCUCUUCCUUAGCAAAAGAUGGAGAGGAUCCACCCGGCUUUCGGGCUCUCGUUCCCACCGAGGGUUUCCAAGGGAACUCCCCAGGCGGACGCCACGGAGGCUCUCCUCGCCAGAGGCGCCUUAGUUUCGGAGGACGCGCCAAGCACCCCUGCCAAGCCUGCCUCGGAUGGAGCCGUUUCGGGGUCGCUUUCGAACUCAAGACUCCAAAGGCCCCGGUGCUAUCGGGGGAAAGCGCCAG